This is a messenger RNA of Ceratitis capitata (Mediterranean fruit fly), 4303 nucleotides long. It is a transcript of the gene swm, whose product is annotated as zinc finger protein swm. Lineage: Eukaryota; Metazoa; Arthropoda; Insecta; Diptera; Tephritidae. The transcript is spliced from 6 exons. Gene Ontology annotation, biological process: mRNA processing. Gene Ontology annotation, molecular function: RNA binding; metal ion binding. Gene Ontology annotation, cellular component: nucleus. Bases 288 to 3554 code for a protein of 1088 amino acids. The record is from RefSeq and is a predicted model, not a curated record.
AUAGUGCCGUUAUAAAAACUUCGUUUUCAUUAUUAGAUGUGUUUUUACGAAUAGUGAAAAAUUAUUUACAUAAUUUUCAGAAAAAAAUUCACUUAAAUUUGCUUGCUUGCUUAACUUGAGACAUCUUGUACUCAUUGUAGCGAGUAGCAAGAAUAUUUUGAAAAUAGUGGUUAUUUUGUGUAACUUACUAUCCCUGGCCCGACUAUAGUGAAAGUGAACGCUAAUAUCCGGAUUGAGAAAUUUCGCGACACCACCAAUCUCCUUAAAAAGGGCAAUAUUGUUUAAAAAUGCUUAUAAAAAACCCAGAAGCCCUUAAAAGUUGGCUUAUAGUAGUGUUGGAGCCAUUAUGUGAUGCCGAUUCUUCCGCUCUUGCUCGCUAUGUUUUAGCUUUAUUGAAGAAAGAUAAACCCGAAAAAGAUUUAAGCAAAUUAAUGAUAGAACAACUAGACGUUUUUCUUGGCGAUGAGACUAGACCCUUUGUUGAGAAACUUUUCGAUGCUAUAAAUUCUGAGGAUUAUUUUAAUAAUACUAUGUUGCCUGCAACGGAAUCAACUGAAAGCCCUUUUGUUACUGAAGAAAUAAUUUCGGAUAUUGUAACUAAGGAUAUGGCUCAGGAAGAUGCAACAACUACAGAGAUUUCAGAUAAAAAAGACAACCUGCCGAAUGCCGUUUGUGCCGAUAAAGUCCAAACACCACCAUUAGAUGACAUCAAUGACAUGGAACUACUUCGUGGUAACAUUUCUGAUAUAAAUGAUAUCGAUGUUCCAGGCCGCACAACUCAUUAUCCUGCAAAUGUUAAAACUGAAGUUGCGACUGUAGCAACCGUAACACAACAGUCUUAUCCAAUCCCUAAUAAUCAAAUAGUUCGCAGCGCAAGCCCACCACAGAGAGCAAAUGCUGAUAAAGAGAACCAACCUCGAGAGACCCGGCGGCGUCGCACAUCUCUACGAUCACGUUCUCGAUCUCGAUCAAGGUCACGAUCCAACGAAAGAUCACGACGAUCUCGAUCGCGUGAUCGUCGGAUAAACGAACGAGAGAAAAUGCAACGGCAAUUUAGAAAUAAAUCUCCACCAACAACAGAUUUAAGAUAUGGGAGCUCACAUGAACGGCGGCGAGGCGGUGUUGGUACUGCUUCGGAUCGAAGACGUAAUGGCAACAAUGGGGCAGACGAAAGGUCGCCCAGAUAUGGUGGAAGUGGUGGAGAGGGGGUUGGCCGUAAAAAUCGCCAAAAUCGUUCAAAUACACGUAGUCGUUCUCCUUCUCCCGAUCGUGGAAGUAGAAUUAAAUGCUCCCCGAAUUUGUCACGAAUUACUCGCAACUCGCCUGAACGCCAUAGCCAUCAUGUUCAAGGACAACAUGAAACGGAAAAACGGCAGCGAUGUCGUGACUUUGAUGAGAAAGGGUAUUGUGUGAGAGGAGAGACAUGCCCAUGGGAUCACGGCAUUAACCCAGUGGUAUUUGAAGACAUCAACAAUUCUACGUUAAUAGGAAUGUCCCUCCCUGAAUAUAACCCUGACGCUCCCGACUUGUGGAUGAGGUCUUCCGGACCGUUAGUUGGCGUUGCAUCAAAUACUCUUAUGGCUAACAGUUCAGGAGUGGGGGGAGGUAUUAAUGCCCCGGGUAUAAAUCCAUUCACUGGGGUAGCGCGGGGAGGUGGAAUAAUGCCUGUAGCUGGAGUUACAGGAGCUGUUGGUUUCACUCAACUCGGCUCAGACCCUGAUAAACAAAGCAACAAUCCAGCGCCAAUCGGUGCAGAUUUUGGUCGUAAUUCCAGCACAACCUCUAAUUUUAGAGUGGGUGCUCACAUGCUAAACUUUCCUUUCAACGCAUCUGCCGUCACUGCGCCUCUUCAACGGGAAUUAAUUCCAAUACCUGUAGUAGACGCAGGUAGUUCUGGUUCGGGGGGUGAUAUAAGUCAAAUAUCUCAGAAUAAACGUCGUUUCGAUUUAGAAGAUUCAGUAGCAAUUGCCGAAGGGCCAGUGAAACGCAAGCUACCCCUUAACAGCCGUCUUGGACCACGUUUAACAACUAUACAAAAUAACUGUUCACUUGAAUUAAGAAAAAUACCCCGAGGAUUAAAUACCAUCGCUCAUCUGAAUAAUCAUUUUGCAAAAUUUGGAAAAAUUGUAAACAUACAAAUUACAUAUGAUGGUGAUCCAGAAGCCGCUAUCGUGACGUUUUCCACACAUGCGGAAGCAAACGUGGCUUAUCGUAGUACAGAGGCGGUUCUCAACAAUCGGUUUAUAAAAGUUUUUUGGCACAGCCAAGAUACGAGUACAUUAAUCAAUGAAAUAUCACCCAUAUCAAUGAGUAGUUCCAGAAAAAGCAGUCAAUAUCAUUUAAAUAACGUAGUACCAGUCAUACCAACACCAACCGCCGAUUCGGCGAAAACAGCGAAUGAUACUGUUUCAAAUCAAUCGGCAAAUUCGCUUGCAAAUGUGACCAAUGCUGCGCCUGCAACGGAUCAAUCAAACGUAACAAAUGUUAAUACAGCUAUAGUAGCUGCACAUGUGCCACCAACUUCUUUGCGUUUGAAAAAUAACGUGUCUCGUGGACACAAUACAGGUGCUUCAAAUGCUAAUAUACGUAAAAAGCAGGAAGAGCAAGCCAAGGCCGUAGUUCAACUAGCCAACGGUCUCCGCAAAAGAAAACAAGAACUAUUACAGAGUUAUGUUAAACAAAUGAAAUCAGCUUUGGAGUUGGUCGAACGUUGCGAAAUAAAUGAUCCCCAGCGUAGCAAGACACUUGAAACAAUUAAAGUUUUGCAAGAAACUAUUGAUAAAUUACGUAAAGAAAUUGCCGCAGAACAAGAACAAAUUCAAGCUCAAAUUCAAAAUCAGCACCCUCCUCCGCCAAAGAAGACUAAGGAGCAGCAAAAGAAAGAAUUACUUGAUAUCGAAUUGGAAUUGAUUGCUCAACAACAAGAGGGAAACGAUACGUCGGCUAUACAGAAACGCCUUGAAGAGCUACAGCGUAGCAUUGGUGGAGUUCCUGGAAAUGGUGUAGUUAAUGUUACCCAAUCUCAUCCACUACAAGCAGGUGGCAAAACUCAUCACUUUCCCUCCAGCCGUACAAAUCAUCGAACUCGUCCAUCGUUUCCUGAGGGGUCUACACGCGUCGAUCGUCGACCGAAAACUAUAAUGGUCACUGGAUUUACGAGUGAUGAGGCUGAUUCUGUGCUGGGCCACUUUAAAAACUUCGGCGAAAUAACUAAACAUGAUGUGGAUAAAGAGAUACCUCGACUCAUAUUGUCAUACGCUACUCGUAUAAAUGCAGAACAAGCCGUAUUGCGGGGAAAAGUAUUUAAAGAUAAACGUUUGCAGAUAACUUGGGCUCCGGUCGUUCCGGCAUCAGUAACAGCGGGAACUGUUAUCCCUAAUAACGAGUCUAAGGCGGAGGGAGAAAAUACAGAUCCAACAAAAUUGGAAGUAUCUCACACUACUAGUGAUAAGCAAAGCAAUGAUUCAGAAAUUACUGGAGAAACAUUACCUGAACUUCGACUUGAGGACGAAGAGGAGGAUGAGGAAUCUGAGGAUCGCUCAUGGCGGCGCUGAUCGUGAAAUACGACGAAUUUCAAAGCACGAUGUUUUUAGAGUUUAUGUUAGUCAAAACAGUGAAAUUUGGCGUUUUCACUUACUAGUAAAUAGUAAAUUAAGCACAGAUAAAUUGUUUGCAUGAAUCAUGGUAAAGAUUGAAAUAUUUCUAUAUUGUAAAGAGCAUCUUAGUGCAUUGACGAAAAGUAUCGAAGUGAAAUGAAGUGCCAUCAGCGCUAUGUCUUUAACUUCAAUAUUUACAGACUUAUGUAUUUGGUAGUUUACAUAUGCUUAUGGCUUCAUUAUGGUAUGAAAAUGCAGCAAUUGGAGCUUUCAUUUGGAUAUAUAAAAUAUAAAGGAUAUCAGUAAAUAAUACAUAUACAUAACAUGAUAGUAGACACCAAUAAAUCUUAUUAGUUUUAAUUAUAUUACUGAAAAACUUGUACUACUACUUACUGAAAGAGUCUGUAGUUGUAUAUAGAAGUCCGCCAAGCUGUGUUAUACAAUAGUGGCGAAUUGAAAAAGAUCUGAAAUAUUGGUAUUUUUUUAAAUUAGAUUCACAGAUACCCAUCAAUUGUACCAAUUAACAUUUGUAUUGUUACUAAAAUUCUUGUAUUUUUACUAUUUUUCAUGCUAUUUGUUUUAUUUAAGCCUUAUGUUGAACUAAAAACUAAAAAAACAAUGAAACAAGUUUAAAAAAGGUAACGAAAACCUUUUAUACAAAUAACUAUAAAUAAAUAAUGGUGUAAAAAUCGCUAUUAGUUUCACAA